Messenger RNA from Thlaspi arvense, 802 nucleotides. NCBI's taxonomy places the organism in Eukaryota, Viridiplantae, Streptophyta, Magnoliopsida, Brassicales, Brassicaceae. The record is from the annotation of a GenBank genome assembly.
UGAAAGACGAUGGAACUUUGUUUGCCGUCCACUUUCCGGCCACCGGAAUAUUCCCGGCUUCGCCGGGAAUAUGGCACCUGCAUUCUCAGACAAAGUCCGAAUAACAGCCAGGAAAAGGACAGUGAUCGAAGGCGUCAGCGACGAGAUGAAUGCGAUCGCGUCGCAGAACUUGGCCUUUGCUCCCGCUCGCAGGCGCGUUCGAUCGGCCUUCACUGAAGUUCAGCAGCAGCUAGAUCAUUGCUUAUUCAAGAUGGCUCCUCCUGGGAUCAGAGAGGAAGAGUGGUAUGAGAGGAAUUCAAAAGGACAGGAAAUUUUUUGCAAAAGUUGGUUGCCAAAACCAGGUGUUCGGAUUAAAGGUAUUGCCAAGCAUAUUGCUGCUUCUGGUUAUGGCAUUUAUGCUGUCGAUCAUCCGGGUUUUGGCUUAUCUGAAGGCUUGCAUGGUUACAUCCCAAGCUUUGAUGGUAUAGUUGACAAUGUUAUUGAACAGUACACAAAAAUUAAAGGUAGACCUGAAGUGAGAGGGCUGCCUCGCUUUUUAUUAGGCCAGUCCAUGGGAGGAGCUGUGGCUCUCAAAGUCCAUCUAAAAGAACCACGUGAUUGGGAUGGAAUCGUGCUUGUAGCCCAAUGUAUUUCAGAGGACGUGACUCCACCAGAACUUGUUGUCAAGGGCAUAACAUAUUUAUCUAAAGUUAUGCCAAAAGCAAAGCUUGUACCACAGAAAGAUCUAGCUGAGCUUGCGUUCAGAGAGUUAAAGAAAAGGAAAAUGACAGACGCUUUCUUACCUACAUUAGUUCCAAUCAGU